AUGCCAGGUAAUGAUACUCAUACACCUAAUCUUGUUACUACACCUAUUGUCACUCCUAAUACCUCUACAAUCCCCACUACUGAAACAAACCAUAUUAUCACAAGGUCCAAGAAUAAUAUAUUCAAGCCAAAAAGGAUGUACACUGCAUCAAAACAUCCUCUACUUGAGAAUUUGGAACCUUCAAACUUUCGUGAGGGAAUGAAACACGCCCAUUGGCGUAAGGCAAUUGCCGAUGAAUUUGAAGCAUUAGUAAGAAAUGGCACAUUCUCCCUUGUACCACCUAAGGCAAGGCAAAACAUUGUUGGAUGUAGAUGGUUACUUCGUAUCAAGAGAAAUAGUGAUGGUUCCAUAGCUCGCUACAAGGCACGUCUUGUUGCCAAGGGUUUCACACAAUGUCCUGACAUUGACUUCAAGGAGACAUUCGCAACAGUUGUUCGCCCAUAA
Lathyrus oleraceus (garden pea) is the source of this 444-nucleotide messenger RNA. RefSeq lists its product as uncharacterized. Bases 1 to 444 code for a protein of 147 amino acids. NCBI's taxonomy places the organism in Eukaryota, Viridiplantae, Streptophyta, Magnoliopsida, Fabales, Fabaceae. The transcript has a single exon. The record is from RefSeq and is a predicted model, not a curated record.